AUGAAACAAGAAGCUCACGAACAGCGUGAGAAGGAGAAGAAUGAAGCUGAGAAACAGCGUAGGAAGGAGAAGGAAGAAGAUGAUGAACAGCGAAAAAAGGAGAAGGAAGAUGCUGAGAAACAAUGUAAGAAGGAGAAGGAAGGAGAUGAUGAACAGCGAAAGAAGGAGAAGGAAGACGCUGACGAACGGCGUAAGAAGGAGAAGGAAGAAGCUGACGAACAGCCGGACCGCAGGCUGGGCGAUGCGGCUUCAGUAUGCAGUCCGCGCAACAGUCGCCCCCGGCGGCCGGGGCUGUCUGGCCGCUACGUGCGGCGAGUGGGAGGCCGUGCGACAAAGCGGCCGUCUGCGCCGCAGCGCGCGCCACCCUGCCGCGAUCUGGAGCCGCCCCGCCGCAUACAGAGCGGCGACCGCCGCGUCGCCACCUUGCACCAGCACGUGGCUGGGGCACGGCAGGCAGCGCGAAAGCGGAGAAGGCGAGCGGCGGAUUUGGAGAGGGCGGUCAGUGAGCGUCCCGAGAUUACAAGCCACCACACCGCCACCGCCGCCGCCGCCGCCACCGCCCCACAGGCUCGCAAUUACAGGCGUACCGGGAGGCUCCUGGCUGCGGCUGCUGCUGUGGCUGUGGUGCUGCGCGGUGAGCGACGGCCUCUGGAGACCUGCCGGCUCGCCAUGUCGCGGCAGCCAUACUGCGCACUCUGCCGCCUUGUGUAG
This is a messenger RNA of Schistocerca gregaria, 711 nucleotides long. RefSeq lists its product as uncharacterized. The coding region runs from base 1 to 711 and encodes 236 amino acids. Lineage: Eukaryota; Metazoa; Arthropoda; Insecta; Orthoptera; Acrididae. The record is from RefSeq and is a predicted model, not a curated record. The transcript is spliced from 3 exons.